Messenger RNA from Daucus carota subsp. sativus, 375 nucleotides. RefSeq lists its product as uncharacterized. Bases 1 to 375 code for a protein of 124 amino acids. NCBI's taxonomy places the organism in Eukaryota, Viridiplantae, Streptophyta, Magnoliopsida, Apiales, Apiaceae. The transcript has a single exon. The record is from RefSeq and is a predicted model, not a curated record.
AUGGAAAAUUUCAGAUCCAAGUCAUGCAGAGAUAUCAAAGAUAUGCAGCUGGAGAGGUAUAGUUAUGGAGAUAGAGAAGUAUCAGCAGCUGCUCCAUCUGGGAUGAACACUAUGAGGAGUUACAGUACUAAUUUUGCAUCCUCAGUCAAUCCUGCUCCACCAAGUUUUAUGACAGGGAAUGGUCAAGAAUUACAGAUGAAGAAGGCGAAGAGCAAUCAAGGGUCUAUCGCGAAAAGCUGGAGCUUCAAUGAUCCCGAGAUGAAGCGGAAGAAGAGGGUUGCUGGAUAUAAGGUUUAUGCAGUGGAGGGUAAGAUGAAAGGGUCUUUGAGAAAGAGUUUCAGGUGGAUUAAGGACAUUGUGUAUGGAUGGAGGUGA